Messenger RNA from Drosophila kikkawai, 1878 nucleotides. RefSeq names its product Dihydrolipoamide branched chain transacylase E2 (gene Dbct). NCBI's taxonomy places the organism in Eukaryota, Metazoa, Arthropoda, Insecta, Diptera, Drosophilidae. The record is from RefSeq and is a predicted model, not a curated record. Gene Ontology annotation, molecular function: lipoic acid binding; acetyltransferase activity. Gene Ontology annotation, cellular component: mitochondrion; cytoplasm.
GUUCCUGCAGGCACAAACACACGCACAACACACCUGCUCGAUCGCCGGACAUACGAGCCGAUCCGCGACAUUUUCCUUGUGCAUUUCCAGGCCCCCCCAAAGUCCCCAUCAAAUGGCAACCCACCUGCUCCGGAAUGGCGCUACCGGCUGGCUCUUAAGGAAUUGCAUGUCCCGCCCCCAGGCGAGUCUAAGCCGCUGCCUGCACUUGACUUCCAGCCUGGACAAGAGGGUCUCCUUCAACCUCAGCGACAUUGGCGAGGGCAUCCGCGAGGUGACUGUGAAGGAGUGGUUCGUCAAGGUGGGCGACACCGUCGAGCAGUUCGACAAUCUCUGCGAGGUGCAGUCGGACAAGGCCUCGGUGACGAUCACCAGUCGCUACGAUGGCAAGAUAACCAAGAUCUAUCACAGCAUCGAUGAGAUUGCGCUGGUGGGCAAGCCCUUGCUGGACUUUGAUGUGCUGGAAGAGGAUGGUGAUGACGCAGAGGACACCACGUCCUCAUCCUCCUCCUCCGAGAGUUCUGCCAGCGAAGCGGAGCGUGUAAAGCCGUCGGAAUCGGAAACUGGCGGCCGUGUGAUUAUACCCGCCACGCCGGCGGUUCGUCGCCUGGCCAAGGAAAACCAAUUGGAUCUGGCCAAGGUGCCGGCCACUGGCCGCAAUGGACGCGUGCUCAAGGGGGAUAUAUUGGAGUAUUUGGGGCAGGUGCCGCCCGGCACCAAUGUGCCACAUCCCACGCUGGCGCACGCCAAGAAGCCAGCAGCUCCUGCCCCUGCGGCUGCUCCUGCUCCGGCUCCUGCUCCGGCUCCUGUGGCAGCCGCUGCUGAUCGCGUAGAGGUGCUCAAGGGAGUGCGCAAGGCCAUGCUCAAGUCCAUGACGGAAUCCUUGAAAAUCCCACACUUUGCGUACAGCGACGAGAUCGACAUGACCCAGCUGAUGCAGUUCAGGGACCAACUGCAGGCGGUGGCCAAGGAGAACGGCGUGCCGAAGCUCACAUUCAUGCCGUUCUGCAUCAAGGCUGCCAGCGUGGCCCUGUCCAAGUAUCCCAUUGUGAACAGCUCCUUGGACCUGGCCAAUGAGUCGCUGAUCUACAGGGGUGCCCACAACAUAAGCGUGGCCAUUGACACGCCCCAGGGUCUCGUGGUGCCAAACAUUAAGAACUGUCAGGCGAAGAACAUUAUCGAGAUAGCCAGGGAUCUCAAUGCUCUGGUGGAGCGCGGACGCACUGGCUCCCUGACGCCCACGGACUUUGCCGACGGCACCUUCUCGCUGUCGAACAUUGGUGUUAUUGGUGGCACCUACACGCACCCCUGCAUCAUGGCUCCCCAGGUGGCCAUCGGAGCCAUGGGCAGGACCAAGGCGGUGCCGCGCUUCAACGACAAGGACGAGGUCGUGAAGGCGUAUGUGAUGAGCGUUAGCUGGUCCGCCGAUCAUCGUGUGAUCGAUGGUGUGACCAUGGCCAGCUUCUCGAACGUCUGGAAGCAGUAUCUGGAGCAGCCCGCUCUCUUCCUGCUCCAGUAGUGGACGACGAUGAGGCUGUUCCCACCCCCACCCGAUGCAUUUAUCUAGACACUAUAUACGUAUAUAUUUUUUUGAUUCUUUUUGUGUGGAACUCUACGAAUGAGCCAGGCCAUUUGCCGCCAUAUCCUCCCCCCCCGAAAAAUGUGCAUUUAUAGGAGGCAGUUGCUCUGAGCGGCUCCUCGAUUACUUUAAGCUCCUGGCGCACAUGGCGCUGGCUCGCUCCACUCCUUGUUAACCAGCAUUUAAUGCCAGUUUGUGGCUUUGGCCUACAGUUUGACUGUAGGCGUGCGUGUGCAUUUAUUUUAAAGCUUUGUUUUAAUGGCUGUCCAAUAAAUAUAUCCAGAACGGUUUAUGUGAAUGUA